Lolium perenne is the source of this 2820-nucleotide messenger RNA. RefSeq lists its product as uncharacterized. NCBI's taxonomy places the organism in Eukaryota, Viridiplantae, Streptophyta, Magnoliopsida, Poales, Poaceae. The record is from RefSeq and is a predicted model, not a curated record. Gene Ontology annotation, molecular function: protein binding; mRNA binding.
CGCCAAGUUCAGGCCGGCAAGUCGGCAAUCCGAUACGACGCUCGUCGGCGGGGACCUUCCCUACCUAUGGCAGAUCGCAGAAAUUAGUGCGAGCGCGAGACGGCGCCGGAACGGCUCGACCGUGGCCGACAUCAUGGCGGCGGCUAGGAAACCCGAGCAGCCGGACCUGGGCUGCCUGGUGGACGAGCUCUGCGCGUCGGGCCGCUCCGCCGAGGCGCACCACCGCGUCGCGCUCCUCCUCUCCUCAUCCUCCCCGUCGCGCCGCCUCCACGGACCCGCCGCCAACGGCCUCCUCCGCCGUCUCCUCCGUGCCCGCACGCCCCUCCUCACGCUCCGCCUCCUCCAGGCCGCCCCGUUCGUCCCCUCCCUCCCCAACUACAACCGCCUCCUCGCGCUCCUCUCCUCCGCCGCGGCACCAUGGCUCCUCCUCCUCGCCCACCGCCUCUUCUUGCGCAUGCUCGUGCCCCCGGAUGCCGCCUCAUACGCUGCGCUCCUCGACGGGUACGCCUGCGCCGCCGACCCUGCCGCUGCCCAGAAGCUGCUCGAUGAAAUGCGCCACCGGGGGCUCGCUCCCAGCUCCCUCGCACAGACCUACCUCGUCAAGGCCUUCCUCCGCAGCCGCGACGUUGAUGCGGCCAUGAACCUCGUCGACAACCAACUCUGGCCAAGCAUGGAGCGGUUCCAUGACGAGGACCAGGGACUCAAGAACGCCGCGUUCGCCAACCUCGUGCAGUGCCUGUGCGACGAGGGGUUCUUCCACCUUGUCUUCCGCGUCGCGGAGGAGAUGCCGCAGCGUCGGUGUUGCGUCCCCGACGAGUUCUCCUACGCCCAGAUGAUUGACUCGCUGUGCCGGGCUGGGCAGCACCAUGGCGCGUCCCGGAUAGUGUACAUCAUGGGGAAGAGGGGCCUGCACCCGAGCACCGUGUCCUACAACUGCAUUGUUCACGGGCUGUGCACCAGUAAGAAGCCCGGGGGGCGCCUGAGGGCAUACCAGCUGGUGAUGGAAGGCGUGCGUUUCGGGUAUCGGCCGAGAGAGGUAACAUUCAAGGUACUCGUCGAGGAGCUCUGCCGGGAGAAAGAGCUCGCCAAGGCCAAGGAUGUCCUCGAGCUGAUGCUGCAGCCCCAAACUGGUCAUGACAAGCCUGAUGAGGAGACCAGGACUAGGCUAUACAAUAUGUUCCUUGGGGCGCUGCGUGCCGUGGACAACCCCAGCGAGCAGCUUAGUGUGCUCGUGUCCAUGCUGCAGGGGGAAUGCAGGCCGGAUGUAAUCACUAUGAACACUGUUGUCCAUGGCUUCUGCAAAGUUGGGCGGGCCCAGGAGGCUAGACAGAUUGUGGACGACAUGAUUAAUGGGAAAUUCUGUGCUCCUGAUGUCGUCACGUUCACCACCCUCAUCUCUGGAUACCUGGAUGCAGGUGAGCAUGCAGAAGCCCUGCAUGUGCUGCAUACUUUGAUGCCCCGGCGCCGGUGCGCCCCUAAUGUUGUCACCUACAACUCUGUCCUCAAGGGACUGUUCUGCCUUGGGCUAGUUGAGGAAGCGAUUCAGCUCAUCGACGAAAUGAAGUCGAAUAAUGUUGCCGCCGACUCUGUUACUCACACGUUGGUGAUCAAAGGGCUGUGCGGGGCAGGACAACUCGAGAAGGCAAAGGCAUUUUGGGAUAAUGUAGUCUGGCCAUCUGGGAUACAUGAUGGUUAUGUGUACAGUGCAAUCUUCAGAGGCCUUUGCAAACUCGGGAAACUGGAGCAGGCAUGUGAUUUCCUGUAUGAGUUAGUUGACUGUGGGGUUUAUCCUGGUGUAGUGUGCUACAAUAUACUCAUCGACACUGCCUGCAAGCAGGGAUCUAAGAAGUUAGUCUAUCAGGUGGUGAAGGAGAUGAGAAGGAAUGGCCUUUCACCAGAUGCUGUCACAUGGAGGAUUCUUGACAAAUUGCAUCUGUAUAGCAACGAAGAACAAGAGGAGGAGCACCAACUCCCUACUUAUCAUAUGGAUCAAAGUUGUGCAGAUGACCGAGUACAGUCUCUCAUCUCAACCAAAAACGAUAUACCUUCAUUAUUGUCAUCAUCAAAACAUCUCGAUGAAGUAUACAAGAAUAACAACGAGGCUAAGGUUGAAGAUGUUAGAUGCUCACCAGAAAUGCCCGAUAAGCCAUCUGAUUUUACUGAGUUUAACAAAGAACAGGACUAUGCGAUAGAUGAUUCAGCAAGUGGAAAAAUAAUGGACAAGGAUUAUGCACUCAGGGAUGAUGGCUUCGACAUGCAGGAUAAGCAACCUCUAACAGGACCACUGUCUAGUGUAGUUAGAAAGGUUUUUGGCCUGCUCUAGAACAAGAACAAGUGUUGUUGGUUAGAAGGGGAACAGGUUGGAACAUUGCUUAAUGGAGGCUGACGUUUUAUCUGAUAAUAGAGGCUGAGUGAAUUAGAGAUAACGGCGAACUUGAAACCUGUUGAAUUAUUAAAGAAUAAGGCCUGAGCUUGAUUGACAUGGCUGAUUUUGGGUGCACUUCACAUAAGCUUGUCGAUAACCAUCCUGCAUGUUAUACAGUUGCCUCUCUACUCUUCAGUUAACUUACAUCCAUGGUUUUUCAGAAAUGUUGGAGAGUAAAGAAUGCUGCAUAUACAGUAUUUAGCUUGUUCCAGUUUUUCAAAUGCUCACUCCAGUCCACUGCCAGGGCUUGCUGUAUUUGCGGUGCAGAUGCACAUACCAGGGAGCAUGCUCUACCACAUUGUACAAUGUCUAAGUGCUCCUGGGCUCUUUUGGAUGAAGAACUCAUGGACAUGCUCUCAGGCCUGAGAUUCAUUGAUUCGAUAUAUUUGGGUUCU